ACAGCUUUAGUGAGGCAGAUGAAACACGGGCAGAUGAAACACGGCAGAAGAGACGAAAACACGGAGUUUCUCAGAGAGGAAGUAACUCCCAUUACUUUGAUCUGGAGGGACAACGUGACCAGAAUAUAACUGGAACAUGUCAACUGUCCAGGAGGGAAACAACUCUCCUCUGCUACAAUCACUACUUCCAAUCUCUUGAAGCACCUACUAAAGCAACAAGACAAGACUCGUAGCGAAAACCCCCAGAGGCCCGACCACUGAAGAUGACUGUAGGCCUACCUCACCCAAACAACCAAGGCUUGAUUUGAAUCGUUCAGGAGGACAGGCUGUAUUCCAGCGAGAGAUUAACCUGUUUAUAGCUGGGUGUUAUCGAGACUGCUACAUAAGGAGACGCAACUGACACGAUAACAGAAACACGUCCCUCGCUCUACUGCUGCGGUCAAAACAAAACUGACUGCAGUUGGUCCGGCGGAUGAUGAAAGAGGAGAGGUUUGAUAAUCCCAUUUACAGCAGCUGCAAUGGUCCAACGGGCUUCACCGAAGUAGACCGGGAAUCCUUACCGACACCGUGCAACCGAACUCACCUCUCAGGUUCUACAUGCUUAAGAAGACACCACAUACUACUGCUGUGUGUGAUCGUAGUGGGGUGUACUGUGGCUGUCAUAAGUCUGUUUGCCCAGAAACACAAUGAAAUUGCACAGAGACAGCAGUCAAAUAAUGAAACCUGUUUGGCAGAGAGAGAAGAGAUCAAGUCUCUGAAAUCAGAGAACUACCGCGUUCUACUAAAUAUGAUUUUAAAGCAGGAAGGAUGGAAGCAUAUAAACUCCAGUCUGUACUACAUCUCUACUGAGAUGAAGUCCUGGGAUGAGAGCAGACCUUACUGCCAAAGGAAGGGAUUGGACCUGGUGACCAUAAACAGCGAAGAGGAACAGGCCUUUCUCCUUGAAGUGGUCAGUGCAAAGAAAUUGGAGGGAGUCUGGAUUGAUUUGUCUCCUAGCAACACAAAGGAGACGUCAACACGGGUGAAGAGAGGUGUGGGGUCAGAAUCCACAAUGUGAUAAUCCCCUGUUCCUUCUCAUAGGGUGAAGAGAGGUGUGGGUCAGAAUCCACAAUGUGAUAAUCCCCUGUUCCUUCUCAUAGGGUGAAGAGAGGUGUGGGUCAGAAUCCACAAUCUGAUAAUCCCCUGUUCCUUCUCAUAGGGUGAAGAGAGGUGUGGGUCAGAAUCCACAAUCUGAUAAUCCCCUGUUCCUUCUCAUAGGGUGAAGAGAGGUGUGGGUCAGAAUCCACAAUGUGAUAAUCCCCUGUUCCUUCUCAUAGGGUGAAGAGAGGUGUGGGUCAGAAUCCACAAUCUGAUAAUCCCCUGUUCCUUCUCAUAGGGUGAAGAGAGGUGUGGGUCAGAAUCCACAAUGUGAUAAUUCCCUGUUCCUUCUCAUAGGGUGAAGAGAGGUGUGGGUCAGAAUCCACAAUGUGAUAAUUCCCUGUUCCUUCUCAUAGGGUGAAGAGAGGUGUGGGGUCAGAAGGCGGUCAGGAAGAGGACUGUGCUAAGCUUACGGUCUAUGAGACACCUGCAGUGAAAGAAGUAACUGGUCGACAAUGUGGCACACAAAAAUACUGUAUUUGUGAAAAAUACCUGAUGUCAAAUACCAUGUAAGCAAGAGAAAACGUUAACUUGUUCUUGUGAAAGGAUUAUACUUGGUUUUAAUGGAGGGAACAACUGCUAGAUUCAACUCUUCUUGCUGUGACAUCCCACAAACACCUAGUUGGAUCAGCCAUUUCACCCCCUCCAUGUUGUUUCAACUGUGCUCUUGCUUCGUGCACCGUCUCCUCAGUCACCUAGGUGAUGGAGUGGAACCCCCCUCAUUUUCCAAGAAGCAGCUUUUAGUCAUUCCAGUUAGCCUGGUGAGGGUUUUAACCUGAAAUACACAUCUGCACCGUAUAGUAAGAAAAGUUAAAAGGGGAGUUUUCUGUGGUUGGGACCCCACUGCAUUGUUCCAAUACGCAAAAGCACUUUCAGUCAAUAAGCUUUCUCAGUGUGAGAGCCUCGAUUUUAGCCAGCCAGUUUUCAACUGAAGUCAAUGGGCAGAUUGAUUAAAAACAUAUAUUUUUUUUAAGCAAACAUAAAUAUUUCACAUGAAUUUCACGUAAAAACAACAUUUAGUAAAACAUUGUGUUUAGAUGAGGGGGCUGAUUGUCCUUCAGAAACUCAAGUCAAUGGUAAAGGAGUGACAGGUUACACAGCUUAUAUGUCCUACAGCCACUCUCAAGUAAUUGGUAAAGGAGUGACAGGUUACACAGCUCCUGAAGGACAAUCAGCCUCCAUCCAUACACAAUGUUUGGCUAAAUGUUGUUUUUUGUUUACAUGAAAUGUAAAAAAAUAUAUAUAUAUUUUUAAUCAAUCUGCCCAUUGACUUCUGUUGAAAACUAUUUAACUAGCUAAAUCUGGCACACAAACUGCAAUGUUGAUUCAUGUUAAAUUAAAUUAAAUGUAGUUCGUGUUACAAGGGUAGGAAACCCUGGUGGGUUGGAUUUAGCCAAUCACAGGGCUAAGAUAUAUUUUAUGAGUCCCUGUUAUAUUCCAGGCACAGGGUUACCUACCCCUGUUCUAUGUACAGAAGAGAAUGUGCAAUAUUAUAAAGGAAUACCAGUUUUAUUUUUAUAUUUUUCAUAUUGUAAAUAAAAAUCCUUUAUUCUAA
Salvelinus fontinalis (brook trout) is the source of this 2692-nucleotide messenger RNA. Its product is annotated as CD209 antigen-like protein A. The coding region runs from base 473 to 1057 and encodes 194 amino acids. The transcript has 6 exons. Gene Ontology annotation, biological process: cellular response to molecule of fungal origin. The record is from RefSeq and is a predicted model, not a curated record. Lineage: Eukaryota; Metazoa; Chordata; Actinopteri; Salmoniformes; Salmonidae. Gene Ontology annotation, molecular function: (1->3)-beta-D-glucan binding.